GGCUCGGCUCGGCUCGGCUCGGCUCGGCUCUGAUCCGGCCCGGCUGGGUCCUGCUCGGCUCUGACCCGGCCCAGCGCCUUGCCCUGACCCGGCCCGACCCUUCCCGGCCAUGCUUUCCGCCCCAUGGCCCCUGUGGAGCUCGACGCGCUGGCCGUGCGGGAGCAGCUUUUCCAUGAACGUGUCCGCGAAUGCCUCAUCUGUGCCCUGCUCUUCGCCAGCCUCUACAUCCUCUGCCAUUUUGUCAUAAGGCACUUCAAGAAGCAGACAGAUUUUGCAGCAGUGCACGAUGAUGAGGAUGCUGCUGUCAACAGGAUUGCGUUGGGGCUGUGCACCUUCACCCUGGCCGUGGCAUUGGGUGCUGUGCUGCUGCUCCCCUUCUCCAUCAUCAGCAACGAGGUGCUGCUCUCCUUCCCCCACAACUAUUACAUCCAGUGGCUGAAUGGGUCCCUCAUCCACGGCCUCUGGAACUUGGUCUUUCUCUUCUCCAACCUGUCCCUCGUCUUCCUCAUGCCCUUUGCAUACUUCUUCACGGAGUCAGAGGGAUUUGCAGGAUCCAAGAAGGGCAUCAUGGCCCGUGUGUAUGAGACGUCGGUGGUGCUGCUGCUGCUGACACUGCUGGUGCUGGGCAUGGUCUGGGUGGCCUCUGCCAUCGCUGGUAACGACGCUGUGAGCCGGCAGUCCCUCUAUGACCUCUGGGAAUGCUACCUGCCCUACCUCUACUCCUGCAUCUCGCUCUUUGGUGUGCUGCUGCUGCUGCUGUGCACCCCGUUUGGCCUCUCCACCAUGUUCACCGUCACCGGGAAGCUGCUGGUGAAGCCCCGGCUCCUGGAGGACCUGGAUGAGCAGCUGAGCUGCACGAGAUUUGAGGAGGCUGCCGUGUCCCGCAGGAUCACAUCUGGGAAGGCUUCCUGCUGGCUGAACCUGAACAUGGCACUGCUGCGGGAGCAGCUCCUCAGCAUCCGCAGCAAGAGGAAGAAGCUGGAACUGCGGCACCGAGCAUCACCCUGGCAGAGGAACGUGGGCUACCCGCUGGCCAUGCUGGGCCUCCUGGCUCUGACGGGCAUCUCAGUGCUCAUCGUCUGCUUCCACGUCCUGGAGCUGCUGCUGGAUGACACUGCAAUGCCACGGGGCAUGCAGGACACAGCCCUGGGCCAGGUCUCCUUCUCCAUCCUUGGUUCCUUUGGAGCUGCACUGCAGGUUGUCCUCAUCUUUUACCUGAUGCUCUCCUCCGUCGUGGGUUUCUAUAGCUCCCCACUCUUCACACGGCUGCUCCCCGAGAGGCAGGACACCCCCCUGACCAAGAUCAUCGGGAACUGCGUCUCAUUGCUGGUGCUCAGCUCCGCCCUGCCCGUCUUCUCCAGGACGCUGGGAAUCACUCGCUUCGACCUCCUGGGGGAUUUUGGCCGCUUUAAUUGGUUGGGGAACUUCUACAUCGUCUUCAUCUACAAUAUGGGCUUCGCGGCGCUCACCACCCUCUGCCUGGUGAAGAGGGUGACGUGGGCUGUGCAGGAGGAGCUCAUCCGUGCCUUUGGUGAGGAGGGGGUGCACCUGAGUGGGGGGCUGAGGGUCCCGGGCUUCGGGGGGGGGGUGGCACGGUUCGCUGGUGGGGGGUGA
Molecule: messenger RNA, 1614 nt
Organism: Phasianus colchicus (ring-necked pheasant)
Lineage: Eukaryota; Metazoa; Chordata; Aves; Galliformes; Phasianidae
Source: RefSeq, a predicted model, not a curated record